UCUCAGACAGCGAGGCUGGCGCUGCGGACAGGCAGGGUAGGGUGACUGUGUCUCUGAGCAGCCCGGUCUCUGCAGCAGAGCUCAGCUCACAGGCAUACAGAGGAGCAGGGAGCAGAGCCAGGAGGCUGAGAGGAGGGAGGGGAAAGAGAGCACGGUUCCAGGAAAGGCACUGCAUGCUGUAGUGGGAGACUGAAAGGUUAGAGAUCUGGGGAAUCAUUUGGAAGCCCUCUUCUAAACUGCAUCCCAUGGAAUAUGAGUUGAUGUUGGAAUGAACACAUAUCUAUAUAUAUAUAUAUAUAUAUAUAUAUAUAUAAGUUUUCAAUCUUGAGAUAUUAUGUGGACUCACAAUUAAUGUCGGUUUUGUUAGGGGAAAGUAAGGACAAUGCUUAUACAGCGUUCUCUGGACGAAUCGUCCUCUAAUGCCCUACUUUGGAGACGGUUCCAAGAAAAUGCACAUGACAAGCAAGCUGAAGGUCUCUGCCUGCUUUGAUAAAUUACAGUGUUUUAAAUUAAGACUUAUGAGCUUCAUUCUGUAAAAAAAAAAAAAAAAUGCAGAGCACAAGGAAUGGUGGACUGGAGAAGUUCAAGAAGAUUGGGAAGACGGAGGAGGAGAGCCCCCUGCCCUUCCCGGAGCUUCCCCCGGAUGUGGUGGAGAUGAAGGUGAAGGAAGGGAGCAAGAUCCGUAACCUGAUGUGUUUCGCCGUGUCCCGAAUGGAGGGUGAAAGCACGCGGCAGAUUGUGUUCAGCGGCUCGGGCCGGGCGGUCACCAAGACCAUCACCUGCGUGGAGAUCAUGAAACGCAAGGUGGGGGGCCUCCACCAAGUCACCAAGCUGCGCUACCAGAGCUUGAGAGAGGUGUGGGAGAGCCGAGAGCAACGAGAGCCCAAGGGGGAGAACCUGACAGUCCACAAGAACGUGCCCUCCAUCUGCAUCCUUCUCUCCAAAGACCCGCUGGACCCCCAGCAGCACGGCUACCAGCCCCCUGAGUCCCUGACAGGCCUCUGGACCCCGGAGGAAGACUUCAUUGAGGAGGCCAGCCUCUCCCUCAGAGGAGCCAAGCGCCCAUUGCUCUCCCCAAGUCCUGAAUCAGGCAGCAAGAGACUGAGUGUGGAGCCGCCACAGCACCUUGUUGACUGAGAAUGUGCAGCUUCUAUUAUCAUUACACCCUACAUACUGGACAUACGGAAAUAUGGCUAUUUGAGCAUUUCCCAAAUAACAAGCACUCUUGUGGUGUGCCUGGGUUCCAGCUCAAUACCUUUAGGUAAUUGCUGUUUCAUUUUAAGUCUCUAUGCACAUAUUUGCAUUAUAUAAGGUAGGUAGGUUGAGGGUGUUAUUAUUAUUGAAACAUGGAUUUAUUUAAAAAAAAAUGUUUUAACAUCAUCUCUGUGAUUACCUUUCUACGCAAUUGCAUAAUUGUUCAGAUAAUCCACUAUUUUAAAUGUUGUUUUGUAUAAUAGACUUACCCUUUUAACAGUUUCCCAUAGUAGAAGUGUAAUAAAGCAUUGUGAAAGCAUGGUAAAGCAUAGUUAAGCACUGUGAUCUCAGAAGGGUAAAGCAUAUUUAAAAACAUAGCAAAGCAUGGUAAACUAUGGUAAAUGCAGAGUAUAUUCAAAACAUGAUAAACUUCACAUUUACCAUAGUAAACUUAGAUAAGGGUAAACUCAUCAAAACUUACCUUGAAAAAUAAGAAAUUUGUUGUUUUUAAAAGGGCAUACUGGGAGCUCUAUUUUGCUCAGUAAUGCACAAAGUAAAUAUUCACCAAAAAAAUUCUAUUUCCAUUACAGUUUAUUUAUAUAUUACUUAUUUGUCAUUUGUUUAAGAUUGUAGCUCGCCAGGAUAAACCCUUGAGUUGUAACAACUCAUUUACAAGAGAGUCCCCAAUGUAAAUGAGAAUCAUCAGUUACUGAAAUAGAUUGGAAAAGUGUCAAUGUUAUGCCUUUAAUGAUUGGGGUGCUAAACCUUCUAACAUGAUCAUACUGGAAAUGUUAAAGCUUCUAACAUGAUCAUACUGGAAAUGUUAAAGCUUCUAACAUGAUCAUACUGGAAAUGUUAAAGCUUCUAACAUGAUCAUACUGGAAAUGUUAAAGCUUCUAACAUGAUCAUACUGGAAAUGUUAAAGCUUCUAACAUGAUCAUACUGGAAAUGUUAAAGCUUCUAACAUGAUCAUACUGGAAAUGCUAAAGCUUCUAACAUGAUCAUACUGGAAAACUUUGGGAACAGUGUUUAUUUGAUGUGUAAUGUUGGCCAGAAAUGUAUGAUUGUGUUAUUAUAUACACUACCUUUAACUGCUGUAGCUACAGCCUCAAUUAGCUGAAUCCUUACUAUAUGCACCUUUAACUGCUGCAAAGUUGCUACAGCCUCGAGGAAUUGAAUCCUUACCUAUUAACACACAAUAGUGCUGAAUUUAGAAAUACUCAAAGAAACGUAAUAAAUUCAAUGAGAAACAUUGCAGGUCUUCUGGGAAGGGAUCUGAAGUGGGAAAUAGUUUCUGCUACAUGGGGUACCUCUGGAAAUCUGCCAGCCUUAGUGCAGAAUCAGAGCUGAUGUACCCUGCUACCACCAGAUAUAUAUAUAUAUGGAACACAGGCUAGAUCAGCCAGUGUACUCUAGAAGGAAGAGCCAGCACUAGUGAUGUUCCCUUUGGAGCUAGAUGCUGCUGGCCCUUGCUAAUAUACAGUGCCUUGCGAAAGUAUUCGGCCCCCUUGAACUUUGCAACCUUUUGCCACAUUUCAGGCUUCAAACAUAAAGAUAUGAAACUGUAAUUUUUUGUGAAGAAUCAACAACAAGUGGGACACAAUCAUGAAGUGGAACGAAAUUUAUUGGAUAUUUCAAACUUUUUUAACAAAUAAAAAACUGAAAAAUUGGGCGUGCAAAAUUAUUCAGCCCCUUUACUUUCAGUGCAGCAAACUCUCUCCAGAAGUUCAGUGAGGAUCUCUGAAUGAUCCAAUGUUGACCUAAAUGACUAAUGAUGAUAAAUAGAAUCCACCUGUGUGUAAUCAAGUCUCCGUAUAAAUGCACCUGCACUGUGAUAGUCUCAGAGGUCCGUUUAAAGCGCAGAGAGCAUCAUGAAGAACAAGGAACACACCAGGCAGGUCCGAGAUACUGUUGUGGAGAAGUUUAAAGCCGGAUUUGGAUACAAAAAGAUUUCCCAAGCUUUAAACAUCCCAAGGAGCACUGUGCAAGCGAUAAUAUUGAAAUGGAAGGAGUAUCAGACCACUGCAAAUCUACCAAGACCUGGCCGUCCCUCUAAACUUUCAGCUCAUACAAGGAGAAGACUGAUCAGAGAUGCAGCCAAGAGGCCCAUGAUGACUCUGGAUGAACUGCAGAGAUCUACAGCUGAGGUGGGAGACUCUGUCCAUAGGACAACAAUCAGUCGUAUACUGCACAAAUCUGGCCUUUAUGGAAGAGUGGCAAGAAGAAAGCCAUUUCUUAAAGAUAUCCAUAAAAAGUGUCGUUUACAGUUUGCCACAAGCCACCUGGGAGACACACCAAACAUGUGGAAGAAGGUGCUCUGGUCAGAUGAAACCAAAAUCGAACUUUUUGGCAACAAUGCAAAACGUUAUGUUUGGCGUAAAAGCAACACAGCUCAUCACCCUGAACACACCAUCCCCACUGUCAAACAUGGUGGUGGCAGCAUCAUGGUUUGGGCCUGCUUUUCUUCAGCAGGGACAGGGAAGAUGGUUAAAAUUGAUGGGAAGAUGGAUGGAGCCAAAUACAGGACCAUUCUGUAAGAAAACCUGAUGGAGUCUGCAAAAGACCUGAGACUGGGACGGAGAUUUGUCUUCCAACAAGACAAUGAUCCAAAACAUAAAGCAAAAUCUACAAUGGAAUGGUUCACAAAUAAACAUAUCCAGGUGUUAGAAUGGCCAAGUCAAAGUCCAGACCUGAAUCCAAUCGAGAAUCUGUGGAAAGAACUGAAAACUGCUGUUCACAAAUGCUCUCCAUCCAACCUCACUGAGCUCGAGCUGUUUUGCAAGGAGGAAUGGGCAAAAAUUUCAGUCUCUCGAUGUGCAAAACUGAUAGAGACAUACCCCAAGCGACUUACAGCUGUAAUCACAGCAAAAGGUGGCGCUACAAAGUAUUAACUCAAGGGGGCUGAAUAAUUUUGCACGCCCAAUUCUUCAGUUUUUUAUUUGUUAAAAAAGUUUGAAAUAUCCAAUAAAUUUCGUUCCACUUCAUGAUUGUGUCCCACUUGUUGUUGAUUCUUCACAAAAAAUUACAGUUUCAUAUCUUUAUGUUUGAAGCCUGAAAUGUGGCAAAAGGUUGCAAAGUUCAAGGGGGCCGAAUACUUUCGCAAGGCACUGUAAAGACACUUUUGGACCAUUACAGUGUCUAUGACAAACAGCUAGAACUGACGAGCCACUACUGAACUCAUAGUUAAAUACCUCAACUCGGACGUAUAAAAACAUAUUUAAAAAACAAAAAACAUGACAUUUGAGUAAUCGCAAUAAGAAACUAAACAUGAUUGCAGCAUAAUAAAAAGGUAAGGGUGCAGUAAAAACAUGAAGAAAAUGAAAACAGAAGCUACUUGUUCAUACAGUAUAGCCGUGGAUUUUCUACUGUGGUGAAUUGCACAGGGAUCAGAAAUGACAUUUUUGAUCACAGUAUGCGGUUGAUUAAUUUAACCUCAUGCAGUUUUUCAUUGCAGUACCACAACGUCAAACUGUUUUAUACCGAUUAUCACAAAUGUUGUAAGGGAUAAACAGUGAUAAACCACAAUUCUAAUUGAAGUGAUUUUCAUUCAAAAUGUCAAUAUGGAAAAGCACUGAUAAUGCAAUACACUGUAUAUAGAGGAUGUACCAGGAAUGUUCAAUCAGGACAGACAAAUAACCCAGACAAGCCCCAGAGGGGAGGGGGUGUUUACGACAGUCCUCGUGAAAUAACCACACCACUCAGUCAUGGACAAUGAUGUGUUUAAACCUAAAUUAAACAGCAGAUAUCUGAGAAUGACUUUCUAGAUCAAGAUCUGCAUCUGCUUAAUCUCAAGAAUUUCUCACUUGUUGACAGCUACUAGUCACACAGAUGUGCUCUAAUUACAGCAAGAAGUGUUAUAAAACAUGAUAUGAAUACCAUGUCGGCUUUCAAAGUGAUUGACUUUCAGAGAGGAAAACAAGCAAUUGACCACAGUGGAUUGGGUUCUGUAUUCUCAGGAACCAAUCCACAGUUCUGACUGAUUCACUGUUCUGUAUUCUCUGGAACCAAUCCACAGUUCUGACUGAUUCACUGUUCUGUAUUCUCUGGAACCAAUCCACAGUUCUGGCUGAUUCACUGUUCUGUAUUCUCUGUAAUGGAUGCACAGUUUGAAUCAAUUAAAAAUAAAACAGUGUCGCCAUAGAACGUUGUAACUUGUAAUACACGUGUGGAGAUUACUGUCUGUAUAGCGAUCCAUCAGUCAGUCAAGCAUUACACAUUCAAUGCAUUACAUUCCUUUAUCUCAUGAAAUUAACUGAAUAAUGUGCAUGUACCCAUUUGGAUAUGUUAAUAUUUCUAUUGAAUAAACUGUUGAAAUAUC
Acipenser ruthenus (sterlet) is the source of this 5512-nucleotide messenger RNA. RefSeq names its product ribonuclease P protein subunit p25-like protein. Gene Ontology annotation, biological process: tRNA 5'-leader removal. Bases 550 to 1137 code for a protein of 195 amino acids. NCBI's taxonomy places the organism in Eukaryota, Metazoa, Chordata, Actinopteri, Acipenseriformes, Acipenseridae. The transcript has a single exon. Gene Ontology annotation, molecular function: RNA binding. Gene Ontology annotation, cellular component: ribonuclease MRP complex. The record is from RefSeq and is a predicted model, not a curated record.